UGCGAACAAGAUGAUUGUUCUCACGUCGUCGAACAAGAUUCAAGCAACAUACACGCUCACAAGGUCUCAGAGUCGUGCCUCCAGGCCACUUUAAUGCAAUGCCGCUCGUGAACGGCAGGAAAAGACGUGCGCCCGAACAAGCGGAAGAGUCGGCCUCACCAUCACUGCAGCGUUCACCAGAACCUGCAACACAAAGACGCAGGACGCAAGGCCAUGACGAUGAAGAUGGUGCCUUUGCUGGGGAUCAUGGACAAACACAAAAUGGCAGCAACGAUGAGCUGGCCAAGAAGCUCGUUCGCUUCGCCCUAGCAUGUGAAUAUGGUCGAAGACCGAUACGACGACAAGACAUCAACGAGAAGGUCCUUGGAUCGGCAAGUGGCCGAGGAAAGCUUUUUACUGCUGUCUGGGAUCAAGCACAAUACCAACUCAGGUCCGUUUUUGGCAUGGAGAUGGUCGAACUGUCCGCCCGGGAGAAAGUUACUUUGCAGCAGAGGAGAGCUGCUCAGAAGAAGGAAACGCAGAGCCAAACCAAGACGACGUCAGCAUGGAGCUUGGCGAGCGUGUUACCUCCUGAGCUGCGAGAUCCAGCAAUCCUGGCGCCUGCUGCUGCGCCCACCAGUGAUGCCGAAGCGCAGUACAUCGGCAUCUACACGACGCUAGUAUCUUUGAUCCUUCUCUCGGGUGGCACCCUACCAGACACCAAGAUGGAGCGUUUUCUUCGCAAGCUGGGCAUUGAUGAUCGGACAACGCUGGCCGGAUAUGAGAAGAACGAGCAAUUGAUGAAGAGACUUGAAAAAGACGGAUACUUGUACAAGCUGAAAGAGAGCACAGGAACUGGCGAAGACGACACAUACUUCGUGGUUGGACCAAGAGGGAGACUAGAGGUUGGUGAAGAUGGUGUGCGUGGAGUAGCACGAAUGGUCAUGCCACCACAAACCGACGAAGAAGAAGAAGAGCUGGACAAGAAGAUCAUGCGCAGCUUGGGAAUCUCCGAUAAGCCAGCAGGCCAAACGCAACAAGGUGAACCGGCUCCGAAAAAGCCCCGGCAGCGGAAAAAUGCCGCCCCGCAGGACGAGGACGAGUCUGAAGAGAAUGAUGAAGACGAUGAGGAACACGAAGGAUGACAUCCCCACAGUUUUGCAUCCCUCUGGAUUGCAGCAUCAACCGCUUUCGGACUGCAGGAUCGUGCUAUGCAGUGGCAGCCACGGACCGGUUUCGCCUUGCAACUCUUCUGGCCCAUCUACUCAGGAUGCUAAUUAGCACUUCUGGGCCAAUUUGAGGGCUAAGACUCCACUUUUCAGGCCAGCGGUCCUCUUGUCCACCCGAUGACAGACCAAUUUGUAAAUCGGCGAGCACGCGGCAAGAUGUGAAAACACGAUACAUACGAUCCAGACGCUUAGAGAGACUUAGACUCGAAGUGGCGUACCCGAAGCGCUAAACACACGCCUGGAAAGGUCUU
Molecule: messenger RNA, 1459 nt
Organism: Cercospora beticola
Lineage: Eukaryota; Fungi; Ascomycota; Dothideomycetes; Mycosphaerellales; Mycosphaerellaceae
Gene: NSE3
Product: Smc5-Smc6 complex subunit NSE3
Biological process (GO): DNA repair
Cellular component (GO): nucleus
Source: RefSeq, a predicted model, not a curated record